UCGGAAGUGGGGCUUUUUUGCGUAGCGGUGUCCAUGGAGAUGGAAGAUGGCACCUCGGCAUCGUCAACUUUCCUCUACACCUCUGGAGAUCCUGCUGUUCCUCAAUGGCUGGUAUUAUGCCACAUACUUCUUGCUGGAGAUUUUCAUAUUUGUCUAUAAAGGUCUCUUGUUGCCCUAUCCAUCUGCUAAUCUGGCUUUGGACCUGGUUAUGCUUUUUCUCUAUCUUGGAAUUGAAGUCACAAGGAUAUUUUUUGGCUCCAAAGGCAAUCUUUGUCAGCGGAAAGUGCCACUUGCUAUCAGCCUGGCACUAACCUUUCCAGCAGCAGUGAUGGCAGCCUAUUAUCUACUUCUGCAGACCUAUGCCUUGCGUUUGGAGGCCAUUCUGAAUGCCAUCUUGCUUUUCUUCUAUGCAGUUGAGCUGUUACUGGGUAUUCUCACCCUAGCCUCUUUUUCCAGUUUGGAUUCAUACUGAGAAUCUGUGUGGGCUGUGCUGUAUGAAACACUUCAUGUUUAAGGGAAGCUGCAUGAAACCCCAUUUCCAUGACUGGCCCAGGAUGAAGUUGGGAUCUGGUUUCUUGGGCAAGAUGAAAGAAGAUACAGUUCCACUCUUUGCUUCAGGCAUGCUGAGGCACUGGCCUAAGAGCAGAGGUGCCAGUCCUAGACUGAAUGGCCUAAGCAUGUCCUAUCGUCAUCCAUGUAUCCCUCCUAGAACAUGACAGUUGACCCACUUGGACUUGGUGGCAUUGAAGACUGAUUUUGCAGGUCUCCAGACUGUGGAUCCAUGAACCUCAGCCAAUGCCUAGAUUUUGCCUGCAAGUGCUGUGCUCUUCAGAUUCCUCAAACGGACACAUUCUGACACUGACUCAAGUCUUUAGCAUGUGUACAAUGACUCUUGUUAGGACACCUUUGUCAAUUCUAUUUGUUACAGCCUGUGCCAUGCUCUUAAGAGGAGAGGGGUGUCCAUUCCCUAAAAAUCAGUAUUGUUAUUGUUGUGUAUUGGCAAUUUGUGAUACAUGAUUUUUCUUCAGUGCUCUUGACAUAAAUACUUAUUUUUC
Messenger RNA from Python bivittatus (Burmese python), 1055 nucleotides. It is a transcript of the gene TMEM216, whose product is annotated as transmembrane protein 216. NCBI's taxonomy places the organism in Eukaryota, Metazoa, Chordata, Lepidosauria, Squamata, Pythonidae. The record is from RefSeq and is a predicted model, not a curated record. Gene Ontology annotation, biological process: non-motile cilium assembly. Gene Ontology annotation, cellular component: ciliary transition zone.